Acanthoscelides obtectus is the source of this 507-nucleotide messenger RNA. The record is from the annotation of a GenBank genome assembly. Lineage: Eukaryota; Metazoa; Arthropoda; Insecta; Coleoptera; Chrysomelidae.
AUGAGGACGGGGUCAUGGGCCGAUGAAGUUUACCAUCCCAAACUUUGGUAUUAUGAUUUGUUGAAGUUUGCGGAAGACCAACAAGUCUCUCGAAACUCUCGAAGCAAUAUCUCGGAUGACGAAGACAGCGAAAAUGAGGUUCGCUUUCAUGCUGGGAAUUUGCGAUUUGAAGUCUACGAAUCUCCUAUCAAACUCAUUCCUGAACCUUUGCAACAACAACACGGAUUAAUCUUUAAGCAUACCCAACAUAUCUUGUUGCCGUCCGGCGAGAAGCUGACGUCAUGGACCCAUCCGACAGGUGCGUUCUGGUUCACAAAUUCAGUCAUGAGCUGGCCCAGGGGCAUCUUCGCCCCCCACUGGGUCGCCUUGGGGACGUCUUCGAUGUCCUUGAUGUACGAUGAGAAGAUGCGCACCUUAAAGUCCGAAGAACCGGCUGCUAGCAGGCAAUUGUUUGGGUGCCAGUCUAGGCAGAUUGCUCCGUCAAUAGAAGUAUUCUUUAUCAAGUAG